This is a messenger RNA of Pseudonaja textilis, 1493 nucleotides long. Lineage: Eukaryota; Metazoa; Chordata; Lepidosauria; Squamata; Elapidae. The record is from RefSeq and is a predicted model, not a curated record.
GCGCUCCGAUCUCUCCCCGGCCAUGUGCGGGGUUUGUGGCCGGCUGGAGCCUCCACGCCGGCCACAAACCCCGCCGGGCGUGGGAUGCUAACAGUGCCUCGGAAUGCCUUAUGUAGACCGUCAGAAUCGAAUUUGCGGAUUCCUGGAUAUUGAGGAUAAUGAAACCUGUGGGAAGUUCCUACGUCGGUAUUUCAUUCUGGAUACCAAAAUCAACAGGCUUUUGUGGUACAUGGACAAUCCUCAGAAUCUGGCUGUAGGCUCAAAAGCAGUAGGAUCUCUACAACUGACCUACAUCUCUAAGGUCAGCGUGGCUACCCCCAAACAAAAGCCGAAAACACCAUUCUGUUUUGUUAUCAACGCCUUGUCUCAGCGGUAUGUCUUGCAAGCAAAUGACCAGAAAGAUCUGCAAGACUGGGUGGAAGCCCUGAACACCGCCAGCAAGAUUACGGUACCAAAGCAUGGAAGUUUGUCACUAGCCACAGAAACAGGAAGACACCCAUAUAAGACUGAAAUCAUUGGAGGAGUCGUUGUGCAGACACCCAUCUCAGUCAACCAGAAUGGAGGAGAUAGCUCCGAAGGCCAUGAGCUUUCAUCUCACCCUUUGUUGAAGCGGUCCCAGAGUUACAACCCUGCUACCAAAACCCCGGUGGGACCUCUAGUCCUCAAGAGUGGCUAUUGUGUCAAGCAGGGGAACGUAAGAAAGAGCUGGAAACGCCGUUACUUCAUGCUGGAUGAAAAUUCUGUCAACUAUUUCAAAUGCGAGCAGGAUAAAGAGCCCUUGCGGUCAAUCCUCCUGAAGGAUGUUCUGAAGACUCAUGAAUGUCUCGUCAAAUCUGGUGACCUUCUAAUGAGGGAUAAUCUCUUCGAAAUUAUAACAAGCUACCGGACAUUCUAUAUCCAGGCCUACAGCCCUGAAGACAUGAAAAGCUGGAUCAAAGAGAUUACGGGCGCGGUGCAGGCAUUAAAGAGCUGUCCCCGAGAAAUGCCUUUGGUGAGAUCAGUGUCGAUGGAUAAACGAGGAAGCCCCACCUUGUCCGGCUCCACCACAGCAUCCAUAGCGUGGCUCAAGCAGCGAGGAGACGAGUCCAAGGUUGGACACAAAGGUCCCUCCACUUCUUGCUGGCUGCCCUGGAUGCCCGUGCCACAGCUGGAGGAGAAGCAGCAGCUGGCAUCCAAGGAACUGGCCGAAGACUCUGGGUUUGCCCCUUUGCCUGCUGAGCGAGGUGCUGGAGAGACCCAGGUCAGGCGCCUCCGACACAGGUCGGAACCCCAGAACUUCAAAGAACACCGCUUUCUGAUUGACUUGGAGGAUGAAAACAUCAGAACCUCAGACGUGUGAUGGAGCAGCGAGGUGGAAACGGGCGUUCCCAGGACCAGGAUGUUCUGGGUGAACAAUUGCUAGCUUGCACUUGCUCCAAAAGCAGAGGUGGAACAGAUACUGCAACAGAGUUCAAGCGAAGAAGGAAUCGACACCUACCGUGUGGGUUGCAUGC